Molecule: messenger RNA, 1845 nt
Organism: Syzygium oleosum
Lineage: Eukaryota; Viridiplantae; Streptophyta; Magnoliopsida; Myrtales; Myrtaceae
Product: probable calcium-binding protein CML18
Exons: 3
Coding region: 1108-1677 (189 amino acids)
Molecular function (GO): enzyme regulator activity; calcium ion binding
Source: RefSeq, a predicted model, not a curated record
CUUUGAUGAAAACUUUUUUCUUUUUGGUUGGAAGACUUUGAAUACGUGGACUGAGUUGCAAUUAUCCUUCACGCAAUCUCACAAGGCCUCUAAAUCGAACCAAAUAAAGGAGUUUGCAAGAGCUACUACUAGCCAACCCCAAUGAUCAAACGCAAGGGAAGGAAAGCAAGACACAUAUGAUUUUCUGUUUUUGUUUUGUGGUUUUUUAUUUUGGCCGGUUCAUACGUUCUCUUUCAAAAUGGGGCUGUCCCGGUGAAGCAUUAUUUCUUAAAAUAUUGUUUGGGAUCGAUAUAAACCACACUUGUAAAGAGGAUGCUUCCUCGCUGUCCGAGAAUUGUAGAGACAAUAGAAGAAAUGGGUGUGAGAAAUGGCAAAAUCGUGGUGAGGCGAACCAUCUUUCUUUUCCACAACCUCCAAAUGCAAAUGAAGUGGCAAGUGUGGUAAGGUUCGGUUUGAGGGAUCAAUUGUGAUACCCUCUCGGAUGACUGACAUUUCCUCCACCGAGACGGCAGUUUUGGCUUUUGAUCAAAAUGGUUUAAUCUGGGCACGGAGCAACGACCCCAUAUUAUAUUAUAUCAUCACACCUAACUUCAAUUCUACAAUUAAGAAGAGUAUGCGUUGACAUACAGGGGGACCAUACGUUAUACAACAUCUAUCUAUGUUAUUGGUUAUUCUCUUGCCGUCGUAGUCAAGCUUUUUGGAGGUUAGCUUUUGUUCAGAGAUUCGAUCAUCUAGCUAAAUGGCGGGUUGAAUAGGUCAAUUGAGCUCUUAAUUAUUAUUAUUAUUCUCUUGAAAAUUCGUUCACCGUAUUGGGUAAUCGAGUCUAUCCAAGUGAAGCUUUUUCCUAACAGCUUUCGUCACCGAGACAAUACCAUAACGAUUGAUGUUAGACAAGGAGCCAAAAAGAAAGGAUUGGAGAAAGAUCUGAUUCGGUCGUGAAAGCCAAAACGGUGAACGUUCACUGAUGGAGACAGAAAGGAUCAUUGGGGAGGCGGAGCUCCUGGAGAUGGGUGAUGAUCAUCUAGGAUUCAUGCAGACUCAGUCCUAUCGUCGUUUUUAUUGACGGAGAGAAACAAAUCUGAGAAUAGAUUACUCGAGAGUGGGAGGAUGAGCGGCGGUCUGGGAAAGGGAAAGGAAGCAGUGAAGCUGGACGACGAGCAGCUGGCCGAGCUGAGGGAGAUAUUUAGGUCGUUCGACCGGAACAAUGAUGGCAGCCUGACGCAACUGGAGCUGGGGUCGCUCCUCCGGUCACUGGGGCUGAAGCCAAGCCCCGAUCAGCUGGAGGCUCUCAUCCAGAAGGCUGACCGGAACAGCAACGGUCUUGUCGAGUUCUCUGAGUUCGUGGCCCUGGUGGAGCCCGACCUCAUUCCUGCCAAGUGCCCCUACACCGAGGACCAGCUCAAGAAGAUCUUCCGCAUGUUUGACAGGGAUGGCAAUGGAUACAUCACGGCUGCCGAGCUCGCUCACUCCAUGGCCAAGUUGGGGCAUGCCCUCACCGCUGAGGAGCUGACGGGGAUGAUCAAGGAGGCCGACACCGACGGUGACGGAUGCAUCAAUUUUCAGGAGUUUGUCCAGGCCAUCACUUCUGCUGCCUUUGACAAUUCCUGGGGGGCAGUUGCAGAAGGAAUACACUUCAUGGCGAUGCGUGUGGUACGAAGUCGUCUUGUUUUUUUAUGAUUCAUCAUAGCAAGGAACUUUGAUUUUUGCCAUUCAAUCAAUCAGCAACUAGUUUCCAUUAGCUACAGUCUCUCACCUAACCCUGUAAAUGGGAUCAUCGCCUUCAAGAUUUUUAAUGUCAGGCUUAUGUUUGAACUGAAGCAAAGUAGAAUUUCACGAACCCUUUCA